UUCUGAUAUAUUAAUUUUCCAUGUAAACCUUGAGACUUGAGAUUACGCAUAUCAAAUAUUCUAACAGACUAUUAGCUGUAUAUAUGUAUGAGGCUCAUCACAUUCACGUCCACACCAACUAACAAGCAACUGUUCAAACCAACCAUAUAAUAUAACGUGCAGGAAACUCCAACUCAUUUGUUUUUACACCUCUCUGGUUCCAUUGGCUUUCCCCCCAAGUCCAUAUCCAUCUAUAUAUAUUUGCAGAAUAUCAUUGUUUUGUUCAACUAUCCUUAUCUGUUAUAUCUCACCACUAAGUUUAUUAUUAUCAAAACCAAAAGCUAGCAAGCUACCUUGCAAAGCAACACAUGGCUUCUACAGACAAGCAUGGCGACACUGAAUACAGAACAUCAUCUUCAACUCCAGCUCCUGCGGGUGUUGAUUACUUUAAAUUUGAUGUUAUCCUAAGGUUUGUGUUAUUUGCAGCAUCACUGGUAGCUGUUGUGGUGAUCGUCACUGGUAAUCAAACAGAGGUUAUUCUUGUGCCACAGCCUGUGCCAUGGCCAGCCAAGUUCAGAUACACACCAGCCUUUGUGUAUUUUGUAGCUGCAUUGUCCGUUACUGGCCUCUACAGUAUCAUUACAACACUUGCAUCACUCUUUGCCAGUAACAAGCCAGCCCUCAAAACCAAGUUGCUCCUCUACUUUAUCUUAUGGGAUGCGCUGAUAUUGGGGAUAAUAGCCUCAGCAACAGGCACAGCUGGGGGUGUAGCAUAUUUGGGUUUGAAGGGAAACAGCCAUGUGGUGGGUUGGAAUAAAAUUUGCCAUGUUUACGAUAAGUUCUGUAGGCAUGUUGGUGCCUCCAUAGCAGUGGCUUUGUUUGGAAGCAUUGUCACAGUCUUGCUCAUUUGGCUUUCAGCUUACAGCAUUCAUAGCCGAGUCCCCAAGUAGAUGGAAGGAACAUGGAUCAUGCAUUCACACAUCUUCAUUUAUUGUUUAUAAAGUUAGCGUGCUCAGUAAUUCAGUAAUUGUUAAGAGUGUGUAGAUGGUUUAAUGUAUUGCUUCAGUUGUGUUGAUUAUUUUUUGUAAAUCAGUGUUUUCCCCUCCAAGUACCUCAGUUGUAUUUUACUACAUGACAUUCGUGACAUAAAUUGAAAUUUUUAAUUAUA
Glycine soja is the source of this 1147-nucleotide messenger RNA. Its product is annotated as CASP-like protein 1D1. The transcript has 3 exons. The coding region runs from base 348 to 929 and encodes 193 amino acids. The record is from RefSeq and is a predicted model, not a curated record. NCBI's taxonomy places the organism in Eukaryota, Viridiplantae, Streptophyta, Magnoliopsida, Fabales, Fabaceae.